GUUCAACUAUAUUGUAUCUAACAUGACGUACGGUUGGGCCUUAAGUGAGUGACUCUAAGAAAAUCAAAAUGGCGGAUUCGAAAGAGUUGAUAAAACCUCGUCGUAAACGUCGGCGGUUCACGAGGCCAGAAUACCCCUUUCCAGUACCAGAACAAUGCAGUAAGGUUGAGGAUAAAUGGUACUAUUAUCAGGGGUUUCUACGAGAUAAUUGUGUUACUGUUGAAAACAUUGGUGAUCUUACAUUGCUUUACAAAAUGGGCUUCUUUGGCAAAGGUAUUCUAUCAAGAAGUAAACCAGAGCAUGAGAAGAUUUCAAAUGUUUCUCAACUUGCAUUUUCAAAUUCCGACAGACUUCGACGACUUCCACCAAAUGAAAGACGAAUUCGUCAGUCAAAGUUUCGCAAGUGUAGAAAAGAAAGAUUUUUACAGCAUAUGAAAUGGAGCAAAAUGUGUCAUUCAUCUGACGAGAAGGAAGUCUUGGAUUCGAAAUUAGAGAACCAGUCUUCUGACGAAGAUACAGAACAGGGGAUUGAGGAGGAUAGCAGUGAACGUCAGGGAGCAGGAAUAGAUAACGAUGAUUAUGUUAGAAUAGAUGAUGUUCUUCAAGAGUUGGUUAACAAAGACGUAAAGCAGCCCAAGGAUUCCGAAAAUCCGGGAAAACCGGAUAAGCCUGAUCCUUACAAGAUUUACGAGUUUCUUCAGCUCACGUUUGAAGAAGCAUUCUUUCUAAGCUUUGGUCUGGGUUGUCUUUCUGUUAUCACAACUGCUGAAGAGAAACUGUCGCUUUCAACAAUGUGGUCGGAGUUCAGUAGAAGAAACGUUGAUUUUGUCAGAAACUACAUCGCGUAUCAUUACUACCGCAGCAAAGGCUGGGUUCCACAGGCCGGCCUGAAAUAUGGAACGGAUCUUGUUCUGUACAAGAAAGGGAUGCCGUUCUUCCACUCCAGCUACGCGGUGGUAACAACGAUGGUGAACGAAAAAGGCGAUCACCUUGAAUCUGAGAUGAAUAUUUCCAGUGGCGGGAAAUGGACUUGGAAGAAUUUGAUAUCUUUGAACCGUUUAAAUGAGCAUGUUGCUAAGGAAGUGUUGCUGUUCUCCGUGACCAUUCCCACAGGAACAACGGCCAAAGAAUUGGAGCACCCAAGCAUUGUUAAGAACUGCAAAGUACAGGAGCUGGUAAUGCGACGUUGGAUCCCGAAGCGUGAACGAGAAAGGUCCUCGGCUGUUGGUCGUGGCUGGACGGUGUAACUUGAGGAUUAUGGUUGAUAAAAGAGGACAGGUUGAAAUUGUGUUGGAUUAAUCCUGCAUUACUAAAAUCCUUGCUUUAGGAGAGAACACUAUGACCGUUUUCUCCGUAUCCCUUCCCAAAGGGGGAAUGAGAAAUACAAUGUAGCUACAUCCCCUGAAAUGUACCUUUGCAUCCUGCCAUUGAAUCAAGAUGUUGAGACAAUAUGAAGUUUUGACGCGACAAUUUUUCUCUGGGUCAAUUCACUGCGGGCGCAGAAAAUUGUAACACAUAAAAAACGUAAAUA
Molecule: messenger RNA, 1531 nt
Organism: Dendronephthya gigantea
Lineage: Eukaryota; Metazoa; Cnidaria; Anthozoa; Malacalcyonacea; Nephtheidae
Product: tRNA-splicing endonuclease subunit Sen2-like
Exons: 11
Coding region: 69-1247 (392 amino acids)
Biological process (GO): tRNA splicing, via endonucleolytic cleavage and ligation; tRNA-type intron splice site recognition and cleavage
Cellular component (GO): tRNA-intron endonuclease complex
Molecular function (GO): nucleic acid binding; tRNA-intron lyase activity
Source: RefSeq, a predicted model, not a curated record